CCAGCAGCAACACCAACGCAAAUCCUGUUCUCGUCCCACACACCAAUCAUGCUUAUCACGUUUGGGCUCUUGCUGCUGACCGCGGUUUACAUCGGCAUGGUGCUCGCGCUGCACUACAAAUCUCCCGUCGAAUGCUUAGAGACGAACACGAACACGGGCGUCGACAGCUAUUUCGACGGCAUUUCGGCCGUAGUCGAAUCCGACAGCGGUGCCCCGUGCCAAACGGAAGGCGUCGACAACACGAUCCUCAACUGGGCGUCCGAUUUCUUCCUGGCCUUCUGGACUUUCGUCUUCGCGCUGCACCUGAGCUUCCUGGACCCCAGCAAGCGAGAGGUCCGCAAAUCGGGCAUCCUGGCCCAGGUUUUUAUGGGCGGGGCCUUCCUCAUGGCCGGCCUCGGAAACUGGCUCUUCCCCAACAGCGGAACCGAGGACAACCGCGGGUUGCUGGGCUAUUGGGUGUCCUGGAUUUUUUCCAGGGUCUUUUUCGCGAUCAGCGGGCUGGCCACGGCGCACUUUGCCCUGUGCGCCUCCCUGAACACCGAUCCCAACCUGAAAAACCGUUCGCUCUUGUCCAGGAGCUACGUCCCGCUGGCCGUUUGCGAAACCCUGUUUGUUCUGUCCCUGAGCGGGUUCCUGACCGGAAGCAUCUGGUGUUCCAUCGAGCCCGAGCUGAGGGCCGACGGCGUGAUCGACGCCUUUGGCGAGGCGGGGGUAGUGGUGGCCACCGGCGGCGAGGAAUUCGAGAAGCACGUCUGCUUUCGGAUCGCCAGCGCGUCCGAGGCGGCGAUGAACGCUUCCUACGCCCUCUUGUGGCUGCCGGCGGGAUUCCUGCUGAGGGCGGCGAGCCGAAACAAGCCCGCGGUGGUGAUGGGCCUCCCGACCCCGAUCGCCGCCGUCCUGGCAAUGGUCCUGCAGUGGACGGUCGGUUCGAUGCUGGUGGUGGCCUUUGCGGUCGUGGACGCCCUGGUGGCGAACAAGGCCGGGUAUUUCGAGGCGUGGAACACGGUGUACGGGACGGUCCUCUACCACUGGGGCAUGCUCAUGACCCUCGCCUGCGUCCACAACCUGUCGUACGGGCUGCCCCUGUUCGACGCAAACGAGGACGAGGGCCCGGCCCCGCUCUCCUGGGAAUGGUGGGUCGCGAUGGUGGCCGGGAUGGUCCCGGAACCGACCGAACCACCAGCGAAGAAACCACCCACCGGCGCCAAACCGAGCGGGGACGAACGAGAGGGGUCAUCCGAUGAAGAGAGCGCCUACCACCACGAUGCCUGCGAGGCAUCGGACUCGAAACGAAAGACGGUGUCUUUUGAUGUCGUGAGCACGGAAAUAUCGAUGUAGCAACAAGCAACAAGCAAAGCAACAAGCAACGCAACGCAAUGAAACGCAGUAGUUGGAUUGGAGCCACACGCUGGCACGGCCUUCUCUUCCAAUGCAAUGCCGCAACAACCGCCGAGAACGAUCGGAUCGCGUGCCUUGCGGAGAACACGAGUCCUCGACGUUGCGCGUGUGGUGUGAUCAGUGUCGUCCUAUAUAUAGAGUUAAUAAAAAUUAGAAGUAUCU
Molecule: messenger RNA, 1560 nt
Organism: Pseudo-nitzschia multistriata
Lineage: Eukaryota; Bacillariophyta; Bacillariophyceae; Bacillariales; Bacillariaceae
Source: the annotation of a GenBank genome assembly